GUAACUACAGUAUAGGGGUAGCUGCUAGAAGUGGCAGGAAGCAUAUGAUGGAUAUAACCAUAAAGUUAAAACUAUAAAGAGAGUUGUAAAAAGUGGGUAACACGUGAUGAUGAAAGAAAGCAACCUUCUCUUUAUCUCUUUUGUUUCUAAUCAAAACAUCUUACGUUAUUUGUUUGGUGUAUUACAACUACUAGUCGUCAUACCCUGAAACAAAAUAGCGAUCUUCGUUUUCUUGAAUCACAACCAAAAAAAAAAAAAUGUUACAGCUGUUUUUCACGAUAGCGUUUUCUGCGGCGCCGUUAACUCUGUACAUACCGCCGGUCAGAUGUUUGACGAUGUUCGUUGAGACGAUGGAGGAGAUGGGAACGGAAGGUAGGGUUUAUAGCCGGAGAGUCUUCCCUCGUGCAAGAAUUGCUUGGUCUCGACUUCUUGAUUGCUUCUUCUCCUCUUCUCCUCGCCGUUCUUGAUUUUUAAUAGUUUCCUUCUUCGCUUUGUAGAUGUCUAUGUCCUCUUAGUUUCCUGUGUGUUAUGACUUAUGAUCACGUACAUGUUUUCGAUUUGAGAUGAUUCAAGAUUAGAGGUUUAGGUUUCUUGUUCUUGAUUAUAUCUUAAUAAUAAAUUAGAGAUGAUUCUGAUUCCUCU
This is a messenger RNA of Eruca vesicaria subsp. sativa (arugula), 642 nucleotides long. NCBI's taxonomy places the organism in Eukaryota, Viridiplantae, Streptophyta, Magnoliopsida, Brassicales, Brassicaceae. The record is from the annotation of a GenBank genome assembly.